AAACUAUUCUCUAUCUCCAUCUCCAUCUCCGCAGUUCAUCUUACCGGAGCGGAGAAGAAGAAGAAGAGAGGGCGAUGCGUAUGGACGCCGGAAAUGGGUGGGGUCCCACCCCCGCCGCUUCUCGCGACAAGACGAUAAUCAACCGUAUGAUGCUAAGAUUCCGGCCAAUAGCUCCCAAGCCGGCCGCCGAUACUCCUUCAACUACGACUACUCCUGCUUCUUCAUCUGGAUCCAAAUCCAAAGAUCUUGUUACUGAACGGCCCAGAUCUAAGCGAAAGUAUGUUAGGGUUAAGAAGAUGAGAAAGCCUAAGGGUAUUAGAACGCAAAAUAUUUGUAAUAAUAAUGAUAGGAGAGGUGAAGAAGAGGGAAAAAGUGAGAGGAUGACCGUGCUCUCGCUUCAGUUACUGCCCGAAAGUAGUAGUUGUAACACAAAUUUCAACAGAAGUUCACCUAACAAGGGUUCUUUACAGAAACCCUUUUUGAUGAACUUUGAUGACACCCAGUUGGGCGCUCCGGGAUGGAGAGAUGGGAGCGGCAGGGUGGUGGAGUCGUGGGUGAUGGUGGACGGGAUGACCCACACGUGGGUAGACGGGGGAGAGUUGGGGUAUUCCGACACGGAGAAGAUGAAGAAUCUAGAGAGAGACUCAUGCCCCGCCCUCAUCUCCGACGCUCUCAACCGCGUACAGUGGGUCAACCCGGCUUACCGGAAGCUGGUGGAUCCGUGGCACCACGACGGAGCCGCCGCCGCCACCGCGCCGGAGCUCAUCGUGCGCCUCUCAAUAACUAAAAAUGUGAUUUUUCCGGCGGCAGCGUUUGCAUGCACCGUGAGGGUGGUUUACUGGUGGCAGACGGCGAAGAUGCAGUCCAAAACGAUGCCGUGCGAUGUGUGGAAGAUGGAGUUUGGAGGUCUUGCAUGGAGACUGGACGCCAAAGCCGCGCUUUGCUUGGGGCGUUAGAUAAAAUUGUCUAACAUAAUUUCUGUGCUCACUUAAGGCAAAAUUCCCGUUACUUGAACUGCAACAGCAACCACGGAGGCGGACGCAUGGAGACGAACACAUGGAAGCGAACACAUGUAUGGAGGUGGACGCAUAGAGGCGAGCACACUUAUAGAGGCGAACACGCGGGAUGACAACUCAAUAACAAUCAUGGUGGAGGCCACUUGUGGAUCUCCAAGCGACGGCCCAGUACAUGCAGCAGGCGUCACUUAAGAAGAGGUAAUGGUUCUUAGGGUCCGCCUCAUCAAAGAACCGUUACAAAGGGGGUGCACAACAAUUACUGAGGAGCCGUGCACUGAUGAAGAAGAGCCGUUGCACUUACUAGGAGGGUAUUAGUGCUCAUAAUUGUAGUUGUUAUCAUGUAUAGUAUAAUAGUGGAGCUCAUGUAGCAAGUUAGGGGAUACUGUUUUUCUACACGCAAACUCUUGUACUCAACUAUUAUUACUUACUUAUCAAUAUU
This is a messenger RNA of Ipomoea triloba (trilobed morning glory), 1455 nucleotides long. RefSeq lists its product as uncharacterized. The record is from RefSeq and is a predicted model, not a curated record. The transcript has 2 exons. Lineage: Eukaryota; Viridiplantae; Streptophyta; Magnoliopsida; Solanales; Convolvulaceae. Bases 75 to 956 code for a protein of 293 amino acids.